UCAGCCCUGCAGAGCCGAGGCUUCAUCUCUUUCACUCAGGGCUCAUUUUUACUGGGCUCAUCGCGGACACCGUGUAGGAAAUAAGGCGGGGGCGGGGCGGGUGACGCUGCUCUGGAGGGCUUUAAUCUUUUGGAGGGUUUUCAGGCUGAGGCUGUUCACACGCGGCUCUUCUGCUGAAGUGUUAGGAGUUUUCAGGCUGAUCCUGUGGAGGUUUUUAAAGCUGGUGUUCUGAAGCUUUUGCACUUUUUACUGGCUGAUUAUUUGGAUUUUUUGCACUGAUCUUUUUGUAGCUUUGGGACUUUUGCAGGCUGGUGUUUUUGGGUGUUUUGUAUGAUUUUUUUUACUAGAUGAUUUAGGCUGAUCUUUUUGAGUUUUUGCACGUUUUCAGGCUGAUCUUCUGGAAUAUUGGGACUUUUUACUGGCUUCAUAGGAGUUUCUGCAACUUUUACUGGCUGAUAUUGUGGAGUUUUUGCACCAUUUACUUGCUGGUUCUUUGGAGGUUUUGCACUUUUUGUAGACUGAUCUUUUUGAUCUUUUUGGAGUUUUUGCCCUUUUGCAGACUGGAGUUUUUUGAAGUGUUUUGACGAAGUUUUAACCUGAUUAUUUGGAGUAUUCUGGACAUUUUUACAGGCUGGAGCUGUUGCUCUUUUUGAAGGCCAAGGCUGGUGUUUUGAAGUUUUGCCCCUUUGUGUAGGCUGCUGUUGCCUCUUGGUUACUCUUGCAUGAACAGAGGAGUUGAGUCAGAGGAAGCUGUGGCCUUGGUGGAAAGGAGGAAGGGCUAACAGUCUCACUCAUCACCCAACUGCACUUCAUUAUCUGCAGCCAUGGACGACCCCGAUGCUCCGUAUUUGGCCUUUAAUGACCUGAACAGUAACGGCGGCUCGAUGUGGUCAGACAUUCUGGCCCGGCAGGAGCAGAGGGAGGUGGAGAGCUUCAGGAGGAAGCUCAAAUACUUCUUCAUGAACCCCUGUGAGAAGUAUCGGGCGCGAGGCAGGAAGCCGUGGAAACUGAUGCUGCAGAUCAUCAAGAUCGCCGUCAUCACCAUCCAGCUGGUGUCGUUUGGUCUCAGUAACCAGAUGGUAGUGACGUUUAAAGAGGAGAACCUGAUGGCAUUUAAGCACCUGUUCCUGAAGGACUACACUGCCCACAGCUCUAAUGGCUACGCUGUGUAUACCCAAGCUGAGGUCUACGCUCACCUCUCCUACAUCAAGGAUCGGUUUCUGAGGCUGCGGAACAUAACAGUAGGGAACCACGCGUAUGAGAAGGAUGGACGUUACUUCACUCCUCUGCUGAUGUGCCAGCAGUUCUACCACAACGGCAGCAUCUUGCCCGGCAAUGAAACCUUCGAGAUUGACGCUCAGGUGGAGGAAGAAUGCCUUGAGAUUUACCCUGUUCAGCUUCCAUCUGCCACAGAAGGUGCAGACCUGUCCAACUUCACUCUGCAGUUCAAACGGUUGCUGGAGGUGAAUGUUUACUUCACUCUAAAAGCCAUUAACCUGCAGACGGUUCAGCACCACGAGCUUCCUGACUGUUAUGACUUCAGCAUCACAAUCAGGUUCAACAACAGAGCCCACAGUGGGCAGAUCAAAGUGGAUCUGGACAAUGACGUGGACAUUAACGAGUGCAGAGACUGGAAAGUCACGGGAGCCUCCCCAAAGAACAUCUACUACACUGUGCUGUUUGACGUUGUGAUCAUUCUGACCUGCCUGGCGUCUCUGGUGCUCUGCACGCGCUCAGUGAGCACAGGAGUUCAGCUGCAGUUUGAGUACAGAGCCUUCUUCCAGAGGCACUUCGGUAAACUUGUGUCCUGGUCUGACCGGAUGGAGUUCAUUAACGGCUGGUAUAUCCUCAUCAUCAUCAGUGACAUCCUCACCAUCACCGGAUCUGUGCUCAAAAUCGCCAUUCAGCUCAAGGCUCUGACCAGUUAUGACAUCUGCAGUAUCCUCCUGGGCACCGGCACCAUGCUCGUGUGGAUCGGGGUGCUGCGCUACAUGGGCUACUUCAAGAAAUACAACAUUCUGAUCAUCACUCUGAGGGCAGCCUUCCCCAACGUGAUCCGCUUCUGCUGCUGCGCUGCCAUGAUCUACCUGGGCUACUGCUUCUGCGGCUGGAUCGUACUGGGGCCUUACCACGAGAAGUUCCGUUCUCUGAACACGGUCACCGAGUGCCUCUUCUCCCUGAUCAACGGCGAUGACAUGUUCGCCACCUUUAAGAACAUGCAGCAGAAGAGCUACCUGGUGUGGCUGUUCAGCCGCGUCUACCUCUACACCUUCGUCUCGCUCUUCAUCUACAUGGUGCUCAGCCUCUUCAUCACCUUAAUCACCGACACCUACGAGACCAUCAAGCAGCAGCAGUCAGAUGGGGAGCCUGUCUCUGAGCUGCAGGCCUUCAUUUCAGAGUGUAAAGACCAUCCUAGCUCCGGCUGCUACCGUGUGGAAGGCAGAUCCUCUACCUGCCUGUUUUGCUGCGUUCGAAGGCCUAACGACUUGCAAGAGAGACUGGAGUGUUAAAGUGGGAUUGCAUCAUUCUUGCAUUAAUGGAUUUUUCCAGUGGUUCCUAACCGUAGUCCUGGAGAACUCCUGCUCUGCACAUUUUCGGAGGUUUCUCUGUUUUAACAUGGAUUAUUCCCAGUGGUGAAAAUAAUGAACUUCUUAACAAGCCCCCUUCUUGAAGUGGGUGUGUUGGAGAAGAGAACAUGUUGCAAUGCACAGGACAGGGAUACUCUAGGACCAGGAUAGGCAACGACUGAAUUCUUCCAAUUUAUACUGUUUACAUGUGCAAGAUAUAAGGCAGAAGGGACAUGGGAAUAUUCCAAGCCUUCAGAAGUGUUGAUUUAUUGUUUUCACACAGGCUUUUUUGUUAUGCCUGUUAUGUCUUCAAUUUUGAAGGUGGCACCUGACACUUUUGCAAAUGUUAAUAUAUUAGGUAUGAACUAAAUAUAAAUAAAUAUUUGUUGCUUCACUAAC
Messenger RNA from Colossoma macropomum (tambaqui), 2966 nucleotides. RefSeq names its product mucolipin 3b (gene mcoln3b). Gene Ontology annotation, cellular component: lysosomal membrane; plasma membrane. The record is from RefSeq and is a predicted model, not a curated record. Lineage: Eukaryota; Metazoa; Chordata; Actinopteri; Characiformes; Serrasalmidae. The transcript is spliced from 14 exons. Bases 825 to 2510 code for a protein of 561 amino acids. Gene Ontology annotation, molecular function: NAADP-sensitive calcium-release channel activity.